CUACUACUACGCCAUGUACCACGGCUGCUACUACUACUACUACUACGACGCCGUGUACCACUACUGUCACGACGACCACUGUGGGUCCUGGUUGCGAUGCGUAUUGUGCCAAAAUGAAGGAGGGAAGCUACUGCAAGUACUGGCAGACUCCGAGUGUUUGUUUCGGAACUGAUAUUCCCUGUUCAUGUGGUAGAACUACAACCCAUCUACCGACGUCAACUGUGUCUCCAACCACCACACCGUGUACCACAGCUGCCACUACUACGCCGUGCACCACAGCUACUACUAGUACGCCGUGUACCACUGCUGUCACGACGGCCACUAUGAGUCCUGGUUGCGAUGCUUAUUGUGACAGAAUGAGGAAGGGAAGCUAUUGCAAGUACUGGCAGACCCCGAGUGUUUGCUUCGGAACUGAUAUUCCCUGCUCAUGCGCUAGAAGUACAACCCAUCCACUGACGUCAACGGUGUCUCCCACUACCACGCCGUGCACCACAGCUGCCACUACUAUGCCGUGCACCACAGCUACUACUAGUAUGCCGUGUACCACAGCUACUACUAGUACGCCGUGCACCACUGCUGCCACGACGACCACUGUGGGUCCUGGUUGCGAUGCGUAUUGUGCCAAAAUGAAGAGGGGAAGCUAUUGCAAGUACUGGCAGACCCCGAGUGUUUGUUUUGGAACUGAUAUUCCCUGUUCAUGCGGAAAAACUACAGCCCAUCCGCCGACGCCAACGGUGUCUCCGCCUACCACGCCGUGUACCACAGCUACUACUAGUACGCCGUGUACCACUGCUGCCACGACGACCACUGUGGGUCCUGGUUGCGAUGCUUAUUGUGCCAAAAUGAAGAGGGGAAGCUAUUGCAAGUACUGGCAGACUCCGAGUGUUUGUUUUGGAACUGAUAUUCCCUGUUCAUGCAGAAAAACUACAGCCCAUCCGCCGACGCCAACGGUGUCUCCGCCUACCACGCCGUGUACCACAGCUACUACUAGUCCGCCGUGUCCCACAGCUGCCACGACGACCACUGUGGGUCCUGGUUGCGAUGCCUAUUGUGCCAAAAUGAAGAAGGGAAGCUAUUGCAAGUACUGGCAGACUCCGAGUGUUUGCUUUGGAACUAAUAUCCCCUGUUCAUGCG
Molecule: messenger RNA, 1134 nt
Organism: Perkinsus marinus ATCC 50983
Lineage: Eukaryota; Perkinsozoa; Perkinsida; Perkinsidae
Exons: 1
Source: RefSeq, a predicted model, not a curated record